Messenger RNA from Geodia barretti, 1372 nucleotides. The record is from the annotation of a GenBank genome assembly. Lineage: Eukaryota; Metazoa; Porifera; Demospongiae; Tetractinellida; Geodiidae.
UCUGCUAUGCUGUCGCCUCUAUAGUGACUAGUCGCUAUUUGAAGUCCUCAUGAAUAGGUCCCUAACCAUAGGACCAUACAGGUAACAUUUUAGGUUCCGUUUCCUUCCAACAGGUGCAAAAAACGUAGACGCCGGGGAGGUCGCCUUGCAAAACUGAUUUGCUGUACUAGAAGAGAGCAGGUUACUGACAGCGAGGCUCUCACAGAUGAUACCUCAUGUCAGGACUCAAGCCAGAGUGCUGGAAUGUACAGCUCAUGUUCCACUCACCCUUCAUCUUCUGUCUCCUCACUUUCCCAAAGGGAUAUCGUGGGUCUCAGAGAUGUUACUGACAAUGACAUGGCUGAAGAUCAUCUAAUUCACUCUAACGAGAGCAAAGUGUUGACCUCGGAAGACACAUUAAUUGACCAGCAAGAGUUUGAUGACACUUUCCCAUCUUUUUUCCUCACACGGUUUGUGUGUGGAGAGAGUGUACUGCCAGAGCCUCAGAGAGCCAAACAUGUGAUCAUCAAUGACUCACAGACUGACGACGAAUCAGAUACAGACAAGAAUGCUUGUGAUUCCGACAUCCACCAACGCAUUCUGAGUGAUGGUGACUAUAAUGAGGUGGUGGACAAGGAUAGUGCCCCAGUCCAAACUGUUACUGCUGCUCUGAGUCAUGAUAAUGACUCCCAAACCUCACCCACGAUCGUCAACAAUGGUGUGUUCUAAACUUCGUACGUAGUUUACAUAAUGCAUUGUGUAAACUGCCAAACAGAUGUUUGUCCGUGACCAUGACAUCAUCCGCUGUAUGCUCCAAGACGGAAACUAUGAUUUGUCAGUUGAAGUGUAUGCUGCACUCCAGAUGACCAUUAGUCAGGAUGGAUUUCACACUCCCUCCAGUACCGAUGAUGAUGGUAUGGAUGCACAUGAUUGUGAGAUUCUCCAGUCGAUUCUGAACGAUGGAAAUUAUGAGAUGUCGGCAGAUGAUGUGGCUACACUCGAGACAGUGAUUUCAACUUUGACUUUACCCACUCCAGUCACUGAUCUGUGUCAGUUCAGCUCUGAAGAAAACACAAGCUGUGAUGAAUCUCAAAUCCUAUCUGUGACUAAUGAAAGUGAUUCUGCCAUUCUUCAAUCCAUACUCGAUGACAGAAACUAUGAGAUUGCAGAUGAGGACCGUGCUGCACUCCACGGUGUGAUAAAAAUCCUCAUCACUGGCGGUAGUGUCUUUGAUGUCACUAAUAAAGCGACUCGCAUUACUCACAUGAACAAUGAUUAUAAGGCUCUACGAUGCGGCAUGGAUGAGGUGGUGGACAAGGAUAGUGCCCCAGUCCAAACUGUUACUCUGGCAUCAGCAAAUGUUGAGGGGAAACGGUGGUACCAACACUUUUAG